Lactuca virosa is the source of this 2255-nucleotide messenger RNA. Lineage: Eukaryota; Viridiplantae; Streptophyta; Magnoliopsida; Asterales; Asteraceae. The record is from the annotation of a GenBank genome assembly.
ACACACCACAAUACCCUCAUUUCUUUAGAAAAGAAGCUCCGAGUUCUUGAGGGUUAUGGAAGACAGUAGUGCAGUAGUAAGAAUGGUGAUGCUUCUAGUUUUCGUUGGGUGGCUCAUGAUGUGGGUUAUGCUGCCAACGGAAACCUACAAAUUUUCAUGGAAACCUACCCUUGCAAAUCGACUAGACUCAACUUAUUUUCGUGAACAAGGGACAAAUCUUGUGCUUUUCUCAUUUCCCAUAAUGUUCUUGGCAUCGUUGGGCUGUAUUUAUCUCCAUUUUCAGAAGAAAUCUCGUUCUGAAAGUAAUCUGACUAGAAGAAGAUGGUUGGACGUAUGGAAACGUCCAUUAAUUGUGACGAAUCUUCUAGGGAUUGUGAGCGUGAUGGAGCUGGUGUUUGCAGCCAUGUUCAUCGCUCUACUAGGAUGGUCUCUAUACAAUUACUUGCACGUCAGCUUCACCCAUCCUCAUAUGCAUCAUGGAGUUGUGCAGAAAGAGUGGCUGACCAAGUUCCGUAGUGUAUCGUUGAGACUUGGGUAUAUCGGGAACAUAACGUGGGCGUUUCUAUUCUUUCCGGUGACUCGAGGAUCAUCGAUCUUAAGACUCGUUGGGCUUACAUCUGAGUCAAGUGUCAGGUAUCACAUAUGGCUUGGGCAUUUAUCCAUGGUUCUCUUUACUGCACAUAGCGUUGGGUUUAUUAUCUACUGGGCUUUCACUGAUGAAAUGGCUUUAAUGCUAGAAUGGAGUAGAACUUACAUUUCAAAUGUAGCCGGAGAGAUUGCUUUUGUAAUUGCUUUGAUUAUGUGGGUGACAAGCAUCACUCGGGUAAGGCGAAAGAUGUUCGAGCUUUUCUUCUACACACACCAAACCUACGUUCUCUACCUCUUCUUCUACAUCAUCCAUGUCGGGGUAGCCUAUUUCUGCUUGAUUCUUCCCGGAAUUUUCCUCUUCCUUAUCGAUAGGUACUUGAGAUUCUUGCAAUCACGGACAAAUGUAAGGCUUAUCGCUGCCCGCCUCUUGCCUUGUGACACACUUGAACUUAACUUCUCCAAGAUUGCUGGAUUAGAGUAUCAUCCAGCAAGCUUCUUGUUCGUAAAUGUGCCAUUAAUCUCCAAGUUGCAGUGGCAUUCAUAUACAGUGACUUCCAAUGCUAACAUGGAGCCUGAAAUGCUCAGCAUUGUGAUCAAGUGUCAAGGAACUUGGUCUCACAAACUUUACCAAGAGCUUUCUGGUUCUGCUAUCGAACGUCUUCAAGUCUCUGUUGAAGGACCCUAUGGACCUACUUCACCACAUUUUCUAAGUUAUGAGAAUUUAGUAUUGAUCAGUGGAGGCAGCGGCAUCACCCCAUUCAUCUCUAUAAUUCGCGAGCUUACUUUCCAAAAGGCACGACAAGAACAACAACCUGAUAAAAAUCACAAGAUCCCAACAAGUGUUCUCCUCAUUUGUGUCUUCAAAAACUCUGCAGAACUCUCGAUGCUUGACCUCUUGAUUCCAUUAACAUCAACCAGUACGCCUUCAGAUCUUUCCCAAAUAAACCUUCAAAUACACGCCUACAUCACUAGAGAAGUCGAGCAGCCACAGACCCUUGAAAACAUCAAGAAACCUCUUCAAACCAUAUGGUUCAAACCAAAUGUCUCCGACUCUCCUGUUUCACCACAACUUGGACCUGACAGUUGGUUAUGGCUAUGUGCGAUUAUCUCAUCCUCUUUUAUCAUGUUUUUGAUUUUAUUGGGGUUUGUCACCAGAUACCACAUCUACCCUAAAGAUGACAUUGAAGGUGAUAAGGUCUACAAUUACACAUUCAAAACGCUAUGGGACAUGUUCUUCGUCUGUGUUAGUGUUUUCUUGGCUACUAGUUUCAUGUAUCUGUGGCAAAAGAAGGAGAACGACAAAAAAGAAGGGAUGAAAGUUCAAAACUUUGAGGUCGGUGAAGUUGGUGAGAUCGAAAGGUUUGAUCGUCAGUCUGUUGUUGAAACUACUGAGGUUCAUUUUGGCCAUAGGCCUGAUUUAAAGAGGAUGCUAAUGGAGAAGAAUAAGAAAGAGGCAGAUGUGGGCGUUUUGGUCAGUGGACCAGGAAAAUUGAGACGUGAAGUUGCCAAGAUAUGUUCAUCAAAGAUGGCUAAGAAUCUUCAUAUGGAGUCCAUGAGCUUUAACUGGUGAUGAUAAAGAAGAAUGUGAAUUAUAACAAUGAAUAAAUAAGAAAGUGUGAGCGUGGAUUGAUCAAGAAAGGGUCUUUUUCGGCUCUUUAUGAUUCCUG